AUGUGUUUUUCUCACCUUCACACUUUGCCAUCUGCUAUAGCCCCACCAAAUCAUCUUGCUAUUGCAAGAACAGAAGAAGUCAUGAUGAAAAAGGACUUUGAGUCUCUAUGUCAGGGCAGAAAUAAAUAUGGGCAUCAAACAUGGUUCAAUUGGUUGGAGUGUUACGCCUCAUUUGUUGUCGAGACUACCACAACCUCCCUAGGAUACUUGGAAGGGGGAAAUGUGAAGACAUGGGUCGAUAUCCAAGAGGAGGAAAAGAUCCACGGAUCUUCCACCAUCUUGGCUUCCCGGGUUACGGAGCUGAAGUCUUCCUUAGAAGCAGGGAGGAAGUUCCACCAGGAAACAUACGUUGUUGUUAUGAAGGUGAAUCGUCGUGCUGAGGAAGCUCAAACGUUCUUCAACGGGAGAAGGUAUCUCGUGCUAAAGACCAGAGGCUUCAUGACAGCCAGGUGA
Molecule: messenger RNA, 453 nt
Organism: Vicia faba (fava bean)
Lineage: Eukaryota; Viridiplantae; Streptophyta; Magnoliopsida; Fabales; Fabaceae
Source: the annotation of a GenBank genome assembly